Molecule: messenger RNA, 1635 nt
Organism: Microplitis demolitor
Lineage: Eukaryota; Metazoa; Arthropoda; Insecta; Hymenoptera; Braconidae
Product: cytochrome P450 6k1
Exons: 6
Coding region: 109-1635 (508 amino acids)
Molecular function (GO): iron ion binding; monooxygenase activity; oxidoreductase activity, acting on paired donors, with incorporation or reduction of molecular oxygen
Source: RefSeq, a predicted model, not a curated record
GUAACGUUAGACAGCCGCUUACCAUAAAACAAGGAAACAAAGUGUUUGUUUAUCUUUCGGACAUUGUUUACAUAUUUAUACAGAGAAAAAGAAGAAGAAAAAGAAGAAAUGGCUUUGACAUUAAAAUAUUGGGUUCUGGAUAGUGUAAUUUUAUUAUCGACAUUAAUAAUUAUCGCAUACUUGUACAUGACUCGAAAAUUUAAAUACUGGAAGAGACGGGGAGUUGCUGAGAUUACACCAACUCCAUUUGUUGGUAAUUUUGGUGAUUGUUUGACGACAAAACGAUCAGGAGGACAGUGGGCUCAAGAUAUGUAUGAAUGGAGCGCUGGGUUGCCUUACAUGGGAUUUUAUGUUUUCGAUAGACCCUUUCUUUUGGUUCGCGAUCCGGAACUUAUUAAAAAUAUUCUUGUAAAAGAUUUCAAUUAUUUCAAUGACAGAUUCGCUAAAGCAAGUCCGUACGAUCGGAUUGGCGACGCAAAUUUAUUUUUUAUUAAAAAUCCACAGUGGAAAAUAGUUAGAACCAAACUCACCCCUAUUUAUAGUUCUGGAAGGGUCAAAAAAAUGUUUAAACUAAUGGUUGAUGUUGGAGACGAUCUUAUGUCACUUAUGGAAUCUCACAAUUUUAAAGGAAAAGGAGAAAUAAUAGAAGUUAAAGAAUUAUGUGCAAGAUUCACCACUGACAUGAUUUCAACAACGGCAUUUGGAAUUCGAGCUAAUUGUUUGAAUCAUCCGAAUGCUGGAUUUCGUGAAAGCGGACGUAAAAUAUUUAAACCAACUUUUUAUCGUAAUUUUGAGGCAAUGUCACUAUUUUUUGCGCCACAAUUAGCAACUCCACUUGGACUUAAAUUUGUACCAAAAGAAAGUGCGACAUUUUUACGUAAUUCUUUGUGGGAUGUUAUAAAUGAAAGAGAACGAUGUGGAAGUAAAAGAGGAGAUUUAAUUGACGCGUUAAUUGAUUUGAGAACUAACAAAACUCAAUUAUUCCACGAUGAAUUUGAUUUUGACGGUGAUAAUUUACUGGCACAAGCGGUAGUAUUUUUAAGUGCGGGUUUCGAAACAUCUUCAUCAACUUUGAGCUUCACUCUUUACGAAAUGGCGCUUCAGCCGGAAAUUCAAAAUAAAUUACGAGCUGAAAUUGUCAAAGGUCUAGAGCAGACAGAAGGGAAAAUUACAUAUGACUUGGCCAUGAAUUUGCCGUAUUUGGAUAUGGUAAUAGCUGAAACUUUGAGAAAAUAUCCUCCACUGCCUGUAUUAGAUCGCGUAGCAAAUGAAAACUACAAAAUUCAAAACUCAAAUCUUGUAUUAGAAAAAGGCACACCCGUUAUGAUUUCAAUUUCCGGUCUGCAUUUUGAUCCGGAGUAUUUUCCGGAUCCACAUAAAUAUGAUCCCGAACGUUUUUCGGAAGCUAACAAAAAAACACGCAAGUCAUGCGUUUAUUUACCUUUUGGAGAAGGUCCACAUGUUUGCAUCGGUAUGCGUAUAGGAUUACUUCAAACGAAAAUUGGACUUUUAAAAUUACUACCCAAGUAUGAAUUUUCUUCAUGCAAAGAAACUUUGAUUCCCAUGCGAUUCAAUACUAAAUCUAUAGUAACAUGUGCCGAUGGGGGUGUAUUUUUAAAUGUCAAAAAAUUGUAA